CAUCAAGAUCCUGCCCGCGCUGAGCUCCGCCCCCAUGGCCAGGCUCCCCGGCAAGGAGGACCAGAAGGGCGGGAAGGUCGGUGUCAAGGUCGGGGCGAGAACCCCGCAGCGCAGAAUGCGCUGAGGGCGUAGGAGAUUGUGCGCAGAGGCUCCCUUCCCUCCCGCGCCCACAUGAGAUUCUGAUGAUUAAUGCACACGCGCGCGCGUGUGUGCGGGUGUGACGAUGGAUAAUCCCGUCUUGGGGAAUCAUUUGCCGGGGGCUCAGGGACUUUUGUCUAUAUAUGUGUGUAUGAUGUGUCUGGUCUUGGAGCUCUUUUUCUUCUGGUUUUCUUUCUUUCUUCUGGUUCUGUCUCCUAUUUUGCCUUCGAAUUUCCCGGAAAUCUCUGUAAGCUCAGAUCAAAACAGGGUGGCGCAAAUUGCUCUUUUCUGCAGGGUUGUACUAGAUUACUCAUAUCAAUGUAUCAUACUUCAUUCCAUCUUCACAGAUUUGGCACCGGGGGGCGGGGGUUAUUGGUUGUGUUCCCGUCAAGCGAUAAGGAAGAGAGGAUCCUCACGCAUUACCAGAGUACAAAGGUGCUUACACCAUCCAAAAAUAUUCAUCAUGUUCAAGAUUUACCAUGAGAGUGACGAGCGUCUGCAAAGCUCAACGGCCGUUUCAUUGCAUCAGGGCAUGCCUGUGCUUCAUAUUUCACAUGUUCGAAUCCAUCGCCUCCGCUCAACUCCCAACCAAAUAUAGACAUGACCUCUGCUAUAUUGCAUUUCGCACACAAGACCGUGUCUUUCCGAACAAGAGAGCGGGGUAGAGGCAACGGAAAUGAAAACUGGGAAAAGAGGAAACUUGGAAAGCAGAAAGUGAAGAAAGAUAAAAACAACAACAGCAGCAUAGUAUUGACAGCAUACAUAUGAUGUGCGAACGGCGCCGGGAAAAAAGCACUGUGUUCGGAUACAAGUUUCGCCUUCAAGGCUAGAUUAGUAGUAGUAGUAGUAGUAGG
This is a messenger RNA of Aspergillus uvarum CBS 121591, 992 nucleotides long. RefSeq lists its product as uncharacterized. The record is from RefSeq and is a predicted model, not a curated record. NCBI's taxonomy places the organism in Eukaryota, Fungi, Ascomycota, Eurotiomycetes, Eurotiales, Aspergillaceae. The transcript has a single exon. The coding region runs from base 224 to 736 and encodes 170 amino acids.